Molecule: messenger RNA, 1413 nt
Organism: Parathielavia appendiculata
Lineage: Eukaryota; Fungi; Ascomycota; Sordariomycetes; Sordariales; Chaetomiaceae
Exons: 2
Coding region: 91-984 (297 amino acids)
Source: RefSeq, a predicted model, not a curated record
GACUUCCAUCAUUACCAUCUCAACAACACCUGGGUCAUUUAAACUUCAGCAGUACACACAUCACAAUAACGAAGCAGAAACUCCGCAGAUAUGUCAUCGAACAAGCCAAACGAGCAACUCCCUCGCCAGGAGGAAGGGGAGCAGAGGUCGGAACAGACCACUCAGCCCGACCAGCCGCAACAUCACACCACCGCCGAAGAUGACGAGUGCGAGGACAACAUCAUCCAAAACCAAGAGGACCAGGUCGAUGGCGACGAGGGCGAGGAGUACGACGAGGAGGAUCCCGAUGGCGAGAACCAGCGAGUGCUAGAGGACGACUACAACCAGUCAGGCGCCGACCAAGAUCAGGAAGAGGAACAACCAGAAGAAGAAGGAGAGGAAGAACAAGAAGAAGGCGACGAAGCAUACCCGGCCCCUCAACCACAACAACAAGAGGAAGAGGACGAAGAAGAGGACAGCCCAGCGCUCUCGCAGCCUCCCACGCCCAAGGACGAAGAGAAGGCGACACAGCCCAAGUGGAUGCAGAAGCAGAAGCAAGGGACCGCCGCCAAGAAUCAGCAGGUGGAGCGCCGCCGUCGCCGUCGCCGGCACCGGUACAGCGACGACGAAGAUUCGGAAGAUGACGACGACUACGGCGAAGACGCGGCCUACCAGCAGCAGUUGCGCCAUCAGCAGAUGAUGAUGCAGCAGCAACAACAGCAGAUGCAGAUGCAGCAGCAGCAGGGCGGCGGCGGCGGCAAGAACCCGCUCAAGCUGCGGCUGGAUCUCAACCUCGAGGUCGAGAUUGAGUUAAAGGCGCAUAUCCAUGGUGAUUUGACGCUGGCUCUGCUGUACGUGGAUUCUCUUCUUUUCUCUCUAGCUCACUGCGCCAACUCCUUUGGUUGCUCCUACCUGCACCUCCCUAAAUUCACACGAACAAAAACUUUGCCCCAACAGAAGCUUAUUUCCCCAGCAGUCAAUAAUACAACCACCAAAGUGCUUUAAGGACAAGGGCUAACCAUGGCGUUUCUCGCUUCUUUCCCUGCUUGCAGGGAUGGUAUGUAAUCACCGAUUUACUUGAGCGGCAAAGGAUACUGGAUGUUUGCAAAGCACUCGACAUACACGCGUAGGAGGAUAGAUAUCUCUAGUUGGAAGGGCGUUUUGGUUGAUGUCUUUUGCGUGAGGGGAUUGGGGCGCCGCAAGCGAGCUCUAACAGAUUAUAUGCCUCCCUUCGGUUCAUAAGCGUUCCUAGGUAUUCCUAUGUAUGCCCAGCACUGUUUUGUAUAGCGUAUCUUGCUUCAUCUUCAUCUACCGUACCCGUUUCGUGGCGGACUUGAUGUCGAGUCGUUUUGGUCCUUUCUGAUGAUAGUGUUGAAUUAAAAUGGGCCUUGUUCACUAGUGAAUCUGCAGACUUAGCGCCGUAUUCGCCGGAGC